UACACAUAGAAACUCGGUAUUUUGUAGUGGUAAAAAGCGAAGGCUGUGGACCUUGGUGAAAAAUAAAAAUGGACAGUGAAAAAGUGAAAACUUCGGCAUUUUUCAUCCAAGGGGUAUCAACUUUAACAAUUGCAUAUCUCACUAGCCUCACAGGCUUUGUUUAUGCCUGGCCAUCGUACACAAUGGAAAAUUUUAAAUCAAAUUCAACGGUCCUGAAUGCUCCUAUGUCGUUGACGGAAAUAUCUCUAUUAGGCAGUUUGACAAAUAUAGGAGGGUUGUUAGCUACGCCAUUUUGUGGAUAUGCAGUAGAUAAGUUUGGAAGAAAAUAUUCGGCUAUGCUUUUUGGAUUACCUUACGUUGUUGCCUGGGGUAUUUUAUCGGUAACCACAUCUGUAUACAUAGUAUUAUUUUGUAUCGGAUUGGCUGGUGUUGGAGCAGCUGGGCAAGGAAUAUCUUCAAUUUAUAUAUCAGAGAUAUCUCAGGACUCUAUCAGAGGUGCGCUGACAUCAACUACUGUAUCAGGAUUCUUUACGGGACUGUUAUUUUCAUAUGCCCUUGGAGGAUACUUGACAUAUCAACAAGUUUUAUACGUCCAUCUGUCAUUAUCAGUUCUAUACAUAAUACUCUUGAUGCUAUUAAAGGAGUCACCAGUGUAUUUGCUAAAGAUUGGAAAAGAAAAGGAAGCGGCACAAGCAAUCGCCUUUUAUCGUCGAGUAGAAGUUACCUCUAAAGAGGUAGAAGUGGAAAUAAAGAAGAUCUAUUUGCAAUUGGACCCCCGAAUUGAUAAAAUAUUAAAAAGUGGAAUUGAUUUGCAAGAAACAAAAGAACUGAUUGACGAAAAACAAGAUAAGUACGCAGCUCAAGAAACAAAAGCUGAGACACCAUGGCAGUUCUUGAGACGAUCAGAAUCAUCGAAACGAGCUUUAUUAGCCGUGUUAAUAGUGAAUGCGGUUGUAAUUCUAAUGGGUUCUAUAGUAUUACAAGUAUAUGCUGAAUCUCUAUUCAAAGAAGCACUGCCUACCAUGAAUCCUAAUACUUGCUCAAUCUGGCUAGCUGUGGUAUACUUGAUUGCGAGUGUAGUUUGCGCUACAAUGUUGGAUAAAUUUGGAAGAAAGAGCCUAAUGACAAUAACUUCUAUUAUAUCUGGAAUAUUCACCAUACUACUCGGCUCACAGCUCCACAAACGAUGGGCUCCACAUUGGUUCACAGCAUUCGCUAUUUAUGCGUAUAGCUUUGUAUAUAACCUUGGCGCUGCUGUAGUUCCAUUUGUGCUCACGGCUGAGGUCUUCUUGCCAGAGGUCAGAGGAAUCUGCAAUAGCCUUGCAAUGGCUUGCAUAUGGAUAACAAAUUUCGUUACGCUCAUAAUCUUCAAUCCCUUAGUGGAGGCCCUAGGGCUUGGGCCCACGUUCUAUAUUUUUGCUGCAGUCUGUUUCAUAGGAGCUGCUUACAGUCACUUCUGCCUCCCAGAGACCAAAGGGCUGUCCGCUGAUAAGAUACAGCCGUUGUUUAUGAAAAAAGCAAGACGAGCACUAUCAAAAGCAUAACAACACUACCAUUCACGAGCUGAUUGCCAGUUGAGGUUUUCUGCCUACGUCUCCUUAUUCGAUCGCGUGAUAGGUAACUACUAUUUGUAUGGAAUAGGAAGAGCACCAUCUAGUGAAAAUACUGCGAAACAGUUUUGUCACUAGAGGGCACACACGCAAACGAAUAGACGUAGGUAGAAAAUCUCCCACCCAGUUCUGUUUUUGUUUUGUAGAUUAAGAACGAAAAUUGGACAAUAAGUAGAAUUUCACUUUGUGUACGAGUAGAUUGUGACACAUAAAACGGGCUCUGAAGUGUAGUUGCGCGCUUAUUUAUAUAAUUAAUUAAGACUAUGGUAUAUCUAGGACAAAUUUGAUGUAUAAACUAUUGCCGUCGCGCUUUGCCUGUCUUCCACCGUAGAGUGCGAUAUGGACGAAUGUAGCUCAGACCGAUUUUACCUUUAAAAUUUGACGUGUCGAAUUCCUCUUUUUUCUCAUCCAAAACAGCCGAUCCAAUUUUUUUGUCUGCAAGUCAGAGGCCCCGAAUACGAACCUGCGACAAACUUACAAGAGGUAGAGGUCAGAAGCACUAGGCUAUAGCUGCUAAUUAUCGGCUGUAUUUUACUCACGAUUCGCGCGCGUCUAGAGAGGGCAUAUGAAUGUGCCUAUACUGAUAAAUUUCCUAGAUUAAAUAAGUGAUAGGAGUCAUUUGACUUUGCAUAUGAAGGGACUGUAUCUAAUUUCUUUUAGUAAAAACUAUGGCAG
Molecule: messenger RNA, 2285 nt
Organism: Pararge aegeria (speckled wood butterfly)
Lineage: Eukaryota; Metazoa; Arthropoda; Insecta; Lepidoptera; Nymphalidae
Product: facilitated trehalose transporter Tret1-like
Exons: 8
Coding region: 69-1544 (491 amino acids)
Biological process (GO): transmembrane transport
Cellular component (GO): membrane
Molecular function (GO): transmembrane transporter activity
Source: RefSeq, a predicted model, not a curated record